Salvia splendens (bonfire salvia) is the source of this 1927-nucleotide messenger RNA. RefSeq lists its product as uncharacterized. The record is from RefSeq and is a predicted model, not a curated record. Gene Ontology annotation, molecular function: acetyltransferase activity. Gene Ontology annotation, cellular component: Golgi apparatus. Gene Ontology annotation, biological process: xylan biosynthetic process. The coding region runs from base 302 to 1399 and encodes 365 amino acids. The transcript has a single exon. Lineage: Eukaryota; Viridiplantae; Streptophyta; Magnoliopsida; Lamiales; Lamiaceae.
GCAAAUCUAGAAGAUAACAAUCCAUAAAAAAAUUUAAAAUGUGAUAAUUCUUUAAUUUAUGCCAUCGACAAGCUCCAAAUUCACUCUGUCCAUUUCAAUUCCCAAAUUGACCUGAAAAACCCUCCUUUGCCCUAGCUAUGAAUUGUUAGUCCAUCACCAUCACUCUCCAAACCCCCCCUCUUUCUGGCAGGAAACUUCUCGCUGUUCCAACCUAAUUCCAAAUCCCCAAAUGUGAGAAAAAAAGGAAAAAAAAAAAAAAAAAGUGGCAGAGACAUUUCGUCGAACACCUUGACUGCCAGCGAUGCUAGGCGCCGUUCAGCUCGGACUGUUAGCCGCCUGCGUUGUUCUCUUCGUUCCGAUGGGUAUGGCUGGCUGGCACUUGAGCCGCAAUAAGAUGCUCUUCUUCAGCUGCGCCCUCUUCAUCACCCUCGCCGUCGGCGUGCAUAUCACGCCCUAUUUUCCUUCAAUUUCCGCUUUCCUCUCCGCUUCCGAGGUAAUAAUUCCCACGCCGGCUAUUUUGUAUCAUGAUUCCUGCUUGCUUUUGCUUCAUAGAGUUGUAUACAAAGAUGUUAGGGAAUGCGAUGUUGAUUCCAAUUUUGAUGAUACCGAAAGUGUUUGUAAGAGGUCGUGGGAUUGGAUUAAGAAUGAGUGUGAGUUUCAGAAGUUGAAGAGAUCCGAUGCGUCGGAUUUGUUGAACGGAUCGUGGGUGGUUGUUGCCGGGGACUCGCAGUCGAGAUUGAUGGCUGUUUCUUUGUUGGAGUUGAUUAUGGGAUCUGAGGGUGUGGAGAGGAUUAAAGGGGAUUUGUUCAAGAGGCACAGUGAUUACUCGGUGAUGGUGGAGGAGAUCGGGAUGCGAUUGGAUUUCGUUUGGGCUCCCUACGUUGCAAAUUUAACUCAAUUGACGUUGAGGUAUAAGGGAAGUAAAGAUUUCCCGGACAUUUUGAUGAUGGGGGCGGGCUUGUGGGAUAUGCUGCACGUGAACAAUGCGACGGAGUUUGGUGUGUCACUGCGGGUUCUGAGGGAUAAUGUGUUGGCCCUUUUGCCAGUUUCUUCGAGUUUGGAUGCUGGGGGUGGAGGGGUGAGCGAGCCUAAAGCCUCUCACUUGUUGCAUUUGUUUUGGGUUGGGAUGCCGACGUUGAUAACAUCGAUGUUGAACACUGCUGAAAAGAAGGAAAGGAUGACCACUGCAAUGUACACUUCUUAUGAUAACGAGCUUGCUGGAAGUAACCUCUUGCGCCAAUCAGGCGGCCCCCUUUUAAAACUUGAUAUUGGGUUGUUAAGUGAAUUUUGUGGCCCUCGCUGUACAUCUGAUGGAAUGCAUUAUGAUGAAGUAGCCUAUAAUACUGCCCUUCAAAUAAUGUUGAACGCAUUGCUCAUUGAAUCUAAUCAGAAACCCUAGUGAUGACGUUUUGUUCAAAAGAUUGAUCAUCAUGGAGAGGGAUAUAAGGUUCUUUAGGGAUUGCCAAUAUUUUUUGUAUUCUUGAGGUUGGUGUCCAAUAUCGCGCGCGCUGCAGUUGUGUUAGUUUCUCGGGAGAUUAUGUUAUUAACUUUUCCUUCAUUGAUCAAGUCCUGACAUCAAUCAGUUGCUGAAGUUUUAUGAUUAUGGCAUAGGUGGAGGUGGAUUUUCUUUCGCUUCUUUGUGUGGUAGACAGAUUAGUCGGAGAAAACGUCUAAUUUUGAUGUGAAGAAAUACAGGAUAUUGUAAUAGUUCAUAGACACAUGCUUUCAACCCUAUAAAGGUCGGUCAAGAUUUUCUUUCCAAUUUUUAGAUGUUCUAUUGUUGGAUAUACAUCCUGAAUUACCCACCCCUUUUCGUAUGUUUUCAUCUAAUGUGUUUUUCAUGUUUGUAUCUAGCUCUUGCUCACCUUCAAAGCUUGUAUGUGCUUUAUUUGGGAUAUUUUCAUAAAUGCAAUUUCAUUUUACUUCA